UAAGAAUUUAGUAUAACAACGAUGUGGGUUAGCGAAAGAGGGUUGUGAACGAAAUAAUGGUGAAUAAAAUAAUUAUUAAAAAAUAUUAAAUAAAUAAUUAAUAGAUAUUAAAAGCAACAAACGAAAAAUGUCGACUAUUUUGAAAUUAUUUUUUAUAACAACAAUAUUUGCUAAAAGUAUUCUAAUAAAAGCAGAAAAUCCCUGUAUUAAUGAAGAUACUUGCAAGGGUUGUUUAAGUGCCGAUAUUUCCUGUGCCUGGUGUACGGAUAAGCUAUACGAAUUACGUUAUCGUUGCCUUAAUCGUACUCAUAUGGAGCAUGGCUGUCAUAACGAUCAUAUUUAUGAAAAUGAACCGGAGUUCCAUACUCUAACCAAUGUCGAUCUUAAGGAUUAUGAAUUAAGCAAUAAUCGGGCAGUGCAGGUGCAGCCUCAGAGAGUUUAUUUAAAAUUAGUUAAAUCCCAUCCCGAACGUAUUAAACUCUCUUAUCGUCCAGCACGUAAUAAUCCUCUCGAUCUUUAUGUACUUAUGGAUCUAACCUGGACCAUGAGAGACGAUCGGGAAACACUAGUCAAGUUGGGUUCGGAAUUAGCUACCACUCUCAGAAAUUUAACUUCUAAUUAUCGUUUGGGUUUUGGUAGUUUUGCCGAUAAACCAGAAAUGCCUAUGAUAAUGCCACAUCUAAAAGAUAAUCCCUGUGCCACCGAAAGGCAAGUGUGUGAACCCACAUAUGGUUAUAGACAUCAUUUAACACUGACCGAAGAUGAAAAACUAUUUGUAAGAUCUGUUAAUGGUAGUAAAGUAACGGGUAAUUUGGAUAAUUUGGAGGGAGGUUUCGAUGCUUUAAUGCAAGUGUUGGUUUGUCCAAAAGAGAUCGGAUGGAAAGAAGAGGCCCGUAAGGUGGUUAUUUUGGUAACCGAUGGUUUUAUGCAUUUUGCGGGAGAUGGUCUAUUAGCGGGUAUUACCAAACGUAAUGAUAAAAAAUGUCAUUUAAAUGCGCAAGGCGAAUAUUUGGGUUCUUUGGAAUACGAUUAUCCCUCAUUGGAGGAAAUCUAUAGAGAAUUAGUGAAGAGGAAAAUAAGUGUAAUUUUUGCGGUAACAGAGGAGGUGGUUACUACUUAUAGGGAGAUAAGUAAUCUAAUGAAGGAAAUAAGUAAUGUAGAGAUUUUGAGAGCAGAUUCGUCUAAUAUUUUGGAAUUGAUAAAGAAAAGUUACGAGAGUUUUAUCAAACGCACCCAAUUUACUGACAAUAGUCCCGAUUUUAUAAAAAUGGAGUAUGAGACAGAUUGUGGUGGCCAGUUUCCGACUUUAAGAAAACGCAACUAUUGCAAUAAUGUGGAAUUGGGUAAGACUGUGGACUUUUAUAUCAACGUUACUCUCACCGAUUUUCCCGACAAUGGAGUUUAUAUUCAUAAAAUACGCGUGGAAGAAUCAGCUUUAAAUGAGUUCAUGGAAAUUGAAGUGGAAAUACAAAAACCUUGCCCUUGUCUUGAAGACGCAGAUCCUGAGGAUGAAUAUGGUCGAUUUCAGUGCAACGAAAAUGGUUUUCUGCAAUGCGGCAUGUGUCAAUGUGAUGCAGGAUGGACUGGCACCUUUUGUACUUGCCCCACCGAUGCUACCAAUGCCACCACAAACGAAGCCAUUGAAAAUCUUUGUCGGCAACCCUUUGAUUUGGUUAAUUCCCAGGAAUUGGGACCCGUUUGUUCGAAUCGUGGUGAAUGUGAUUGUGGCUCGUGUUUUUGUGCCCCUGGUUUUAAUGGCAAAUUCUGUGAGUGUCCUGAGUGCGAUAUUGACUGUGAUCCCGAGAGGGCCGAUUGCGUGUGUGGAAAAUGCAUUUGCAAAUAUGGUUGGUCGGGAAAUCGCUGCAACUGUAAAGAGAGUACAGAUGGCUGUAUCGGUCCUACAGGAGAAAUUUGUUCUGGUCGGGGCUAUUGUGAGUGUGGCGAGUGUUUGUGUAAUGAUCCAUAUGUGGGUAAAUUUUGUGAAAUUGGUUCAGAAACUGAAAAUAAACUGUGCGCAUUCUAUGAGCCUUGUGUGACCUGCCUGAUCGAAGAGAAAACCGAUAUGGGUAAAUGUGAGAAGACAACGGAAAUAUGUUCUAGUGCCGAGAAAAAUGAAAGAUUUACAACGGCCUUUGUAACCGAAGAAAUAGACUCCGAUAUACGCUGUUUAGCUCGUGUGGAAAAUAAAUUUGGCAUCAAGUGUGACCACUAUUUUACCUAUCAGACCAUGGGUCAAUCCGAGAACUAUUUACUUAUACAACUUAACAGUUGUGAACCUGUAAAUUAUGUGGCGGUAGUAGGUUUUGUGUCUGUCGCCACAUUCAUUUUGGGUUUACUCUUGAUUCUUAUCAUUUGGGCUUGUAUACGUGCUAAAGAUGCUCGUGAAUACGCCCGUUUUGAGGAGGAUCAACGUAACAGUUACCUAAUGGAGAGCCCUAUUUAUAGGGAUCCCAUUAGUAGAUAUAUAGUACCGAAAGAAGUUAAUCGUAAACAAAGCAAUCCAUUUUUAUAAUUAUUUAGAAUAAGCAAAAGAAUGACAAUAAACUAUUUAGUUAAGAUAAACAUCA
Messenger RNA from Lucilia sericata (common green bottle fly), 2567 nucleotides. RefSeq names its product integrin beta-nu (gene Itgbn). NCBI's taxonomy places the organism in Eukaryota, Metazoa, Arthropoda, Insecta, Diptera, Calliphoridae. Gene Ontology annotation, cellular component: focal adhesion; integrin complex; cell surface. The record is from RefSeq and is a predicted model, not a curated record. Gene Ontology annotation, biological process: integrin-mediated signaling pathway; cell adhesion mediated by integrin; cell migration. Gene Ontology annotation, molecular function: integrin binding.